Ilex paraguariensis (yerba mate) is the source of this 638-nucleotide messenger RNA. Lineage: Eukaryota; Viridiplantae; Streptophyta; Magnoliopsida; Aquifoliales; Aquifoliaceae. The record is from the annotation of a GenBank genome assembly.
GCAAGGCCUGUGUGCUCCCAACACUAAAGAUUUGGCACCUAUUCUUGGGUACUGGCUCCUCUACUCCUGGCACCCAACCUCAUGGUGCCCCUUCUACAUGUCUUGUUUAUAGCGCACCCUACUGGAGCCCAACCUUAUGGACCCCCUCCUGGCGCCUAACUCAUGGUGUCCCUUUCUCCUAUUCCUGUGCAGUUUCAUGCCUAGCAUCCACUGCUGCCGCUAUUGGUUCUCCCCGUCGAUGCCCCUAUCUCGCACAGUGCAGAUGUGCUCGCACAUCUGAGCCCAGCGAGACCACCACUGGCGGGCUCGCCCAGCAGCGCCGUCCUUGGCAUGCCUGCUCCUCCUCAAAUGGCGCAUGUCGCGGUGUGCUCGACAUCCCAAGGCACCUCGCCCUCAUUACCCUGCGUCACUGCCUCUUUGAUGCCCGUUUGGGCCCCUGCCCCUCCAACGCCGCCUUGGGCUCUAGCCUCCAUGACAUCCGCGAUGGCCCCUACCUAGAUGACGCCUGUUGCGUCGCCGACACCUACCUGCGCACCAACUUCGAUGCCAUUUGCUCUGUUGUUGCCUACCUCCUCUCUGAUGUCAAUAGCUUCUUGCAUCUCCCCUCCUUUAUCCGACAAUGGUCUCUAGUCACCUAG